Molecule: messenger RNA, 2694 nt
Organism: Salvelinus sp. IW2-2015
Lineage: Eukaryota; Metazoa; Chordata; Actinopteri; Salmoniformes; Salmonidae
Product: tetratricopeptide repeat protein 19, mitochondrial
Biological process (GO): mitochondrial respiratory chain complex III assembly
Cellular component (GO): mitochondrial inner membrane
Molecular function (GO): protein binding
Source: RefSeq, a predicted model, not a curated record
CUGAUCCGGAGAACGGCGGGCCAUGGGCUGCGUGAGGAAAACCGCACGUGAACGCGAGCUAUGUACUAUGACACCGUUGCACUGUGUGAGACGUUUAUUUUCUAACGGAGAUUUACAUUUGAUGCACCUGUAAUGUACAGCAGCAGUCAUUACUGCAGCAGCGAAAAACCGGACACUGUCAUUCCCAGAUAGUCCCUCGCGCGAGACAAAUGCCGCGUUCAAAACAACUGGAAACUCAGAAGAAGAAGAAAAAAAAAUAGGAGGUCAAAUAAUGACGUCAGUGAUCUUCAGAUCGGAGCUCCUGAAAUGUCCCGAGUUCACAAGUUGGAUGACCGUUCAAACCGAUUUUUCCCAGUCGUAGCUCGUCCCCCCCGAGUUCGCAGUUGUUUUGAACGCGGCAAAAGGCUCGUGGGUAGCUACAAGAUAGCUAAGAACGAAUUGGUUGUGUAACUUUUAUAAUGCAAUUUUUUUGUUUGGUACAAACCUGAUCCAAACUUCAGAAGAAAUACCCGUAGACGUUCGUUCUCCAUUUUUGAACUGGACAUCUCAUCCUGGUAACGUUACUCUGCUAUCGUCUUUUCCACUACCCUGAACAUCUCACCAGCCACUGUUGUUUAAUCGUUUUUGAUGCUGAUCUGCAACCUUCUUUCCCACUGUCCCAAAUAACACAACAACUACUGCUGUUAAUCGCUCGGUAAUAAACACAUUCAACAGCUGUACUUUAGACAUUUUGGGAAAAAGUACACUUCAGAUGCUCAUAAACAAAUCAACUGAAGGUAGUCGUAUUGACCGCGGGCGCAGAUAAUCACUUCCGGCACAAGGUUUUUGUAUUGCCCUUCAAAAUAGAAAAUAAAAACAUUGACGUAUUCAAUACAUAUGCGAAAAUAUUAUAAUUAAUAAUAUUGUUGUUAUGUACAACUUCCCUUUUAUGUUGAACGUUUUUUGAUUACAGGGAGUGACGUGUUUUGGUCUUCCACCAAAACUUCCGACGGGAAUUGUAAUGUAUUUUAAAAUGGCGUUACCCGCUGUCAGUCGUGCAUUCUUUUCUAAUAGGAAUCAAAUAAAACAAUUUAUGUCAGAGGGCUCCCGCAACCUGUCUUUAGAUAGUCGAGUUCAUGCGAGGACACAAUCAUUGAAAUGUCUGAAAAGGACGACUCUAUCGAAUGCUAUCCAUGCUACUGUGCACAGAAGGUCACCGCUAUACCGCAGCUGCGAAAGCAAUGGCGAUGAAAAUAGUCGUUCUACUAGUAACUGGACUUAUGCAAUGGGGAGUGUAAUUGCGUUCUCUCUCUUCAGCAAAGCUGAGGAGGACACCAGAACUGAUGCCCAGAAGAAAGAAGAUGAGAUUAUUUUACUUUUGAAGAGAGCCAAGCUCAGUAUGAUGCGGGGGCAGUUGCAUGGAGCCAAUGGAUUCCUCCACCAGGCCAUCAAGCUGGCCCACCAGACUAACAAUACACAAGCUAUCAUCUACACCUACAGCUUGAUGGCGAACCUUGCCUAUGUCCAAGGUCAGCUGGAUAAUGCAGAGAAACUGUUCAAAGUGGCCAUGAGUUUCAUGUUGUCCGGAGGAACACCACAGUCCUUGGUGCUGAUGAGUGACCUGGCCACCAUCCUGGACAUGCAGGGUCGCCACGACGAGGCUCUGCCCCUGGUGAAGCAGGCUGUGGAGCUGAGCAGAGAAGCCGGCCACCCUGACCAACAUGUGCUGCUGGGAAACAUGGCAGGCAUCCUACUGCACAAUGAUCUUUUUGAGGAGUCUGUGAAGCUGUACAAGGAGUCCCUGGCUCUGGCCCAGUCUGCAGGAGACGAAGAAGCACUGGAGCAGAUACAGGAGGGACUGAAAGAGGUGGCCAACAGGAGGAAAGCGCAGAAGGCAGAAGAAGCAGCCAAGAAUAAGACCGACUGACCGGUUGGAUCAACUAAACUAAUCUUAUUAACACAACCCCAAGCAAUCUCUCUGAACUCGUCUGACCACUCGGGUCCCUUCAGCACAGUGUUAGUACAAGUUAUGAAGUACAGGGCAUUUAGCUCAGAAAGAGAAGAARAAACACUCAAUAACAUCGCAACAGAUGAAUUGGAACGGUUUCUUACAAUGGGCAAUUAACAAUUUUAAUCUGUGAAACCCCAAUGAUGUUUUGUUUGUAUUGUGGGAAAUGUCACUCCUUCAAUGUGGUGUCUGUUUGUUGUCAGAUUGGCUUAAGAUGUAAGGGGAACACCUCAAGGCUUAAUUAAGUCCAUGGCCAGAAUUCAAUCAAAAGGUGUGUUGUUGACAGGUGUAAUUGCACUUGAUUUUUAAAUGACUUUAUAUUUACUUUGGCAUCUUCAGAGUUUGUCAUGAAUGCGAUCUCUCCACGAACGUUCGAAGGGGGAAAUGCCCCCGGUUACAAAGGCACAUUGUCGACAGAGCGAUUGAUGACAAUGUCUUGUUUGAAUUCCAUCCUGAAUGAUGGCGCCUUAGUCUGAUGACUUGCCAUUGCUGUCUGAAUCACUAUAAAUGACACUGUAAGAUAUGUAAAUGUUGUAUAUACAAAAUGUUUUAUGGGCUAGAAUGUGACAUAGGACUUAACUGGCAGCUUCAAGAGUGAAAGGCCUAAUCAAUAACCUUUGUGUGAACAGAGAUGGUGUAUAUAUAUAUUACAUACAGUGCAUUUGGAAAGAAUUCCCGACCCCUUGACUUUUUCACCAUUUUGAUAC